Molecule: messenger RNA, 2504 nt
Organism: Alnus glutinosa
Lineage: Eukaryota; Viridiplantae; Streptophyta; Magnoliopsida; Fagales; Betulaceae
Product: protein DETOXIFICATION 43-like
Exons: 15
Coding region: 398-2197 (599 amino acids)
Biological process (GO): transmembrane transport
Cellular component (GO): membrane
Molecular function (GO): citrate transmembrane transporter activity; antiporter activity; xenobiotic transmembrane transporter activity
Source: RefSeq, a predicted model, not a curated record
GACUUAAACAUAUUUCUUAGAGAGAGCAAGUGCAAAGGAGAAUCAUUGGAGAUCCCUCUUCCCCCUAUUGAAAAAAAGAAAGAAGAAAAAGAAAGAGAGAUUUAUUGGAGGGACACUAAUUGAAGUAAGAAGCCUCCCAAUCACUCCCAUUAAUUUUGUUUUUUGCGAGUUUAAGCAAUAUCGAUCCCCAUCCCUAGCUAGGUGCCGUGAAUGAUGCUAAACUUUUGCAGAAGUACUAUUCUUCGAUCAAGUGAGAUUUGAGGAGAACAUGAAAUAAAAAGAUUAUAAAGCUUGCUGGCAUCUUGUUCUCUCGAUUGAAUCAACUACACCAGAAACACUUCAAACCUUGGAGCUAGCUAGAAAUACAACAUUUGAGGUUGUUUGGCACUUUGAUAUCAUGGAUGAGAACAGGAGUCUGGAUUCAACUUGGGGAAGAUGGAAGAGGAAGCCAAUCUUUGUUUUCUUUAGAGAUUCAAGGCUUGUUUUCAAGUUGGAUGCUCUUGGUUGGGAGAUACUAGGCAUUGCAUUGCCUGCUGCCCUUGCCGUAGCUGCUGAUCCCAUUGCUUCUCUGAUUGACACAGCAUUCAUUGGUCAUAUAGGACCGGUGGAACUUGCAGCUGCCGGAGUUUCUAUUGCCUUGUUCAAUCAAGCUUCAAGGAUUACCAUAUUCCCACUGGUCAGUAUUACAACUUCCUUUGUUGCUGAGGAAGAUACUGUUCGGAAAGUCGGCAUCAAAGCUGCAGCAGAGAAGUGCUCAGAUAAAAAUGGUGAAACAGAAGAUGAUAUGCUUGAGGACAUGGAAAAAGGUGAAGCUGGAAAAAAGAUUAUGGACUUGGAAAAGGGUUCACCUAAAAGCAGUGAAAUGAAACCGGAAAAUACGAUUGCUGAGGAAGUGGCCGUAAAAGUUGCACUAGGAACAAGUAAGAGCUCAGAAAAGAGUUUAUCAGAAAGCAGUGAACCGACGAAAGAGUCUUCGGCGCCGGAGGAUGUGGAAAAAGAUGCAGCAAGAAAGAGUGACGCGGAAGUAACACCAGAAGAAGAUUUCGAUACAACUAAGAGCAGCAAAGAUCCCUCUGAUGUUGGUUUCAACAAAAAGAAGACCAAAAUAAAACACGAGAAGCGCCAUAUUGCUUCAGCAUCAACUGCACUACUUUUUGGUGCAGUUCUUGGCGUCAUUCAAGCUAUAGUCCUAGUAUUUGCGGCCAAACCUCUCUUACAUGUGAUGGGUGUGAAAGCUAGUUCCCCUAUGCUAGCCCCGGCACUGAAAUACUUGAAAUUAAGAUCACUCGGUGCUCCUGCAGUUCUUCUAUCCUUGGCCAUGCAAGGGAUCUUUCGAGGAUUUAAGGAUACAAAAACUCCUCUAUAUGUCAUUGUUGUGGGAUAUACAACAAACAUCAUUUUAGACCCCAUACUUAUCUUUGUCAUGCGUUUGGGCAUCAGCGGUGCAGCAAUUGCGCAUGUUCUUUCUCAGUACUUGAUUUUGUCGAUCCUCUUGUUUAUGUUAAUGAGAAAAGUUUAUCUCCUACCUCCGAGCCUUAAGCAGUUGCAGUUUAGUCGAUUUUUCAAAAAUGGUGGUCUGCUGUUAGCAAGAGUGGUAGCUGUCACAUUCUGCGUGACCUUGGCAGCCUCGUUGGCUGCACGGCUGGGUGCAACGCCGAUGGCUGCUUUCCAAACUUGCUUACAGGUCUGGUUGACAUCAUCGCUUCUCUCAGAUGGCUUGGCUGUUGCUGGACAGGCAAUUCUAGCUUGUGCAUUUGCUGAGAAAGACUACAAGAAGGCAACAGCUAUUGCAAACCGGGUAUUACAGAUGAGUUUUGUUCUGGGGGUGGGGCUUGCUCUCCUUGUUGGAGUUGGCUUGUACUUCGGAGCUGGGAUCUUUUCAAGAGAUGUUAAUGUUCUACACCUUAUAAAAAUAGGACUCCCGUUUGUUGCUGCUACACAACCGAUCAAUUCAUUAGCUUUUGUCUUCGAUGGGGUGAACUUUGGAGCGUCUGAUUUUGCAUAUUCUGCAUACUCCUUGGUUGUUGUGGCCGCAGCAAGCAUUACAUCCUUGUUCAUUCUUUAUAAAAACAACGGAUUUUUAGGAAUCUGGAUUGCUUUAACCAUCUAUAUGUUUCUGCGCACAUUUGCUGGUAUUUGGAGGAUGGGCACUGGAACAGGACCUUGGCGCUUUCUCAGGAACAGAUCGUUGCCCUAGGGAUUGCAAUUACCUCUACGGCUAUCUAUACUCAAGCAACAUAUUUACGAUGCUACGUUUCUCUUUUUGUUUUAUUCCACUCAUGUUAUCAGUUAUAUAUGUACGUAAUUGGUUUACAGACAUUAAUUUUUUUUUGCAUUUGUUUUCUCUACUCUUGUUUGUGUCAGGAUUGGACCUACUAAAAUAUCUUCGUGUUAGAAUGCCAUUAAAAUUUUAUAGUAUUGGUGACUUAUUGCCAUUCAUCAUGGGCAGCAUAAAUUUGAUUACUCGAUCUAUUUAUAUAUAUAUAGUGAAAAUUGAAGCCUCA